Ceratotherium simum simum (southern white rhinoceros) is the source of this 1229-nucleotide messenger RNA. RefSeq names its product methyltransferase like 27 (gene METTL27). The record is from RefSeq and is a predicted model, not a curated record. Lineage: Eukaryota; Metazoa; Chordata; Mammalia; Perissodactyla; Rhinocerotidae.
AGUAGGAUGGCUCAGGAGGAGGCCGGGAGCCUGCCCGAGGUGCGGGCGCGGGUCGGGGCCUCGCAUGGCAUCACCGACCUGGCCCACAAGCUCCGCUUCUAUGACCGCUGGGCUCCGGACUAUGAUCAGGAUGUGGCUGCCCUGCAGUACCGUGCCCCCCGACUCGCAGUGGACUGCCUCACCCAAGCCCUUCCGGGCCCGCCCCACGCUGCCCUGAUCCUGGAUGUGGCCUGUGGCACUGGCCUGGUGGCUGCUGAGCUGCAGGCUCGGGGCUUUGUCCAGCUGCACGGGGUGGAUGGGAGCCCAAGCAUGCUGGAACAGGCCCAGGCCCGCGGCCUCUACCAGCGCCUCAGCCUCUGCACCCUGCGCCAGGAGCCUCUGCCCAGCUCUGAAGGGACCUUUGACGCAGUGCUAGUGGUUGGUGCCCUCAGUGAUGGCCAGGUGCCCUGCAGUGCGAUAGCUGAGCUCCUGCAAGUUACCAAGCCCGGUGGGAUGGUGUGUCUGAUCACCAGGGCCAACCCAUCCAACCUGCGAUACAAGGAGGCACUGGAGGCCACCCUGGACAGGCUGGAGCAGGCCGGGGCCUGGGAACGCCUGGUGGCCUGGCCUGUGGACCGUGGGAACUGGCCACCUCCGAGCUCGAGCUGGUGCCUGGCGCUUCUGACAGUGAUGGCUUCAUCUCCGGCAUCAUCUACCUGUACCAAAAGCAGAAGGUGACCCAGUCGAGGGAGUGAGGCCCAGUCUUCAGCCCCUGGUUGGCCACUGACCCUCCAUGUGGCCUCAGCCAGGCCCAUCCUCAGGCCUCCUCUGCUUUGUGAAAUGGGGCCACUGUGCCAAUCCUGCCCCUCAGGAGAGCUCAGCUUAUUAAAUGAGUCCAGAAGGGGAGGCAGGACUCUGGCUCUGUGGAUCUCUUGCCCCAGGAAAGAGUGACCUCUGUCCCUGAGAAAGACAGAAGUGAGAAGGGACAGGACAGAGAGGGCCCCCGAACGUGGCCGUCCCUGAACCAGGCAUGCUAGGGCCACAGAUGUGACUUGAUGACUCCUCCAUGAGGUCCGGGCCCUCCCACCUCUGCCUCAUGGACCAGGACCAUGCUCACCCAUCUGGGCCAUGGCCGUGCACUUUCACAUGUCCAGGAUUCGGUCUCCUCUCUAAAGGGGUGGGAACACUGAGCUCAGGGCAAGGCUUGGAGACUGCCCUCAGCUGGGCAAGUGAAAGGGCUUUGGUGACUG